Messenger RNA from Tupaia belangeri chinensis (Chinese tree shrew), 2349 nucleotides. It is a transcript of the gene CUNH1orf74, whose product is annotated as chromosome unknown C1orf74 homolog. The record is from RefSeq and is a predicted model, not a curated record. NCBI's taxonomy places the organism in Eukaryota, Metazoa, Chordata, Mammalia, Scandentia, Tupaiidae. The transcript has 3 exons. The coding region runs from base 244 to 1053 and encodes 269 amino acids.
CAGUUUCUCUUCGCCUGCUUUGAGCCUGGCAGGCUGCGGGGGCGCUCCUGGGUCUGGCGUGAUUUCCGGUGUUGCGGCAGGGCGCAAGCCACUGUGAACCUUACCCGCAGCAGGUGGGAAACCGGAAGGAGUUCCUGAGCCGUGAACUGCAGCGGAAGUGGCGGAAGAAAGCUCUUAAGUGUCUGGAGCUGAGAGAUGCAACCCAAGGAAGGGAACUUUGCCUAGCUGAGAAGGUUAUGCUUAAUGUUGGUUCCAGGUCUCAUGUCAACACCAAGCCCUCAGCUUCUGGUGGCAGCUGCUCAGCAGACCCUGGGCAUGGGAAAGAGAUGGAGUCCACCCCGAUCUAUCUGCCUUCACCUAGCGGGAGAGGUGCUGGCUGUAGCCCGAGGUCUGAAGCCAGCUCUGCUCUAUGACCACAACUGUGCAGGGGUAUCAGAGCUCCAGCGGUAUCUGAAGGAGCUGCAGGAGCUGGGCUUUCUGACUCUGAGACUUCAUAUCCUUGAGAUUGGAGAAAAUAACCUGAUUGUCAGUCCUGGGCAUGUAUGUCAGCACUUGGAACAGGUGCUGCUUGGUGCAGUAGCCUUUAUAGAUGUUUCCAGCUCCCAGCCUCACCCUUCCAUCUGCUCCCUGGAUCAACUUCAGGACUUGAAGGUCUUCAUGGCUGAGAUGAUCGCACACUUACAGGGGCUGCAGAGAGACCUAUCUUUAGCAGUCUCCCACAGCAAACUCCAUUCCUCAGACUGGAAUCUCUGUACUGUAUUUGGGCUCCUCUUGGGCUAUCCAGUUUCUUAUACCUUUCAACUGAACCAGGGAGAUGACAACUGCUUAGCUUUGACUCCACUACGAGUGUUCACUGCCCGGAUUUCUUGGUUGCUAGGUCAACCUCCAGUCCUGCUCUAUUCCUUCAGUGUCCCAGAGAGCUUGUUUCCAGCACUGAGGAACAUUGUAGACAACUGGAAGAAGGACCUCAGAACCCGGUUUAGGAGUCAGAAUGACUUUACUGACCUCAGCAUCUCAUCUGAGAUAAUCACACUGCCAGCUGUGGCCCUCUAACUUCAACUCUCAUAGAGAAGAUCCCUCAGUCUCAGUGACUUCUGCUAGCAAUGCAAACAACAGACCAAUACAGGCCUACAAGGAGAAAGGACUUUUCUGUCAUCUGGUCAUAAUCACCAUCUCAAUUAGAUCAAGCAGAACGGCAAAGAUGUGGAAGUGAAGAAUUGGUUCCAACCUGCCUGUAGCACACCAUUAAAAUGUGGGGUAUGAGGUCCUCUCACUGGCUCCAGGUUACCCACAGCUUUGUAGUGGAGACAGAGUCCCUGAUUAUUGAAAAUCCCUGUACUUCUGGCUGUGAAGAGGAAAGGGCCAUGGAUGAGAAGAGAGGCCUGAGAUGAGGUUUCUUGGACUCCGCUUGGACCAUCUUCCUUAGUCCACUGAAACACAUGGCUACUCUGCUCUUUGCUUCCUUAGGGACAGACCCUGGGACUUAGCACCCGAGAGGAAAGUGCAGGAGAGAUGAGUCCUCAGGGAGGGAGCCUUCCCCAGGUCCGUAGGCCCCACACCUGGUGGGAUUGGGUGUAGGGUAGAUGAGUGAGUAGUACUCAGAUGUCCCAGUUGUCUCAACCAUACUGACUUGCUUAAAAACAAGAAACCAUGUGGAUCGACUGAUUGACAGGAUUAGGCUGUAAAAGAAAAGGAACUUGUCCUUGUAGGGUUCAAAGAAAGGCCACUAGGCCACUGCUAGGGAUUCUGGCAUCUCUGGGCUCCCCUUGGCAACAUGACAGGGACUAGUUGGAACUUGGAGGAAGAGGUGGUGCUAGCAGAGCUACAGGGAGAGACCAGGGUGUUGCCUCUUACCUGAUGGUGCCUUGUCAACUGCCUUUCCAAGUCUCUGCUUCUACUUCCUGGCCAUGUGCACGACAAAGAAGAUGACCGGCUCCCUGCAUGGGCCUGGCCUGCCUAGAGCAAAGCUCUCAGAGUGAGCUAAGGGGGAGCUGGACCCAAGCUGAGCUACUGGAAAGGCAGCUGUAUGUAUGGGAUCCCUGCCUUGAAGGGGACUGUAAAAGGCUAUUUAAUUCACUGGUAGCCUAAAUUCUAAGUCGCUUGACUUACUCUCUAUUCUGAUCUAGUGAAAUGGAUAGAGCAAAAGGAGCAAUGAGGAUUGUACCCCUGUGCUAUAGCUAGUGGCUCUGAAAACCGACACAAGAUGCUUGCUUGGUUACUCAGUUCCCAAUACUGUUAAAUGAGUGGCCUGCCCUGUGCCUUCCUGUUCACACAGGGAUUUGGAUGACAGUGCAUCUUCUGCCCUACCCCAAAGUCAGAGGUCCCAAACCUGGAUACCCAACUGUCCUC